CGCACAGUUAAUGUCAUUGUAGGAGUAUGACUAGCGUCGCAGCAGUAAACUUGUGUUUUAUGUUUCUGAUUGGAACUAUUGUUGCACAACAUGAUGAUUGCAAUAACAUAUCAGGAUUUGUCCAAGCUGCAGAUAAUUUGAUGCUGCAUGGAGUUAAUGACGAGUCCCUGAAAUAUUUACCAUCAUGCCUGGAAAAUACCUCUCGUGUUUAUAUUCUAUCUGUUCGUGAAAGCAAUUUUACAUUGUCGGGACUAGUCAAUGCAUUGUCAGAUCGCGUCAGAAAGUUCAUUGUCGAUCUUGAAAUUAACAACUGUGAUAUAACUGAGAUUCCAACAGGGGUUUUAUCCAAUCUACCGAGACUCCGAUAUAUUAAUCUUAGAGGCAAUACGAUUUCAGUUCUCGAUGUGCAAUCUUUCAGUAAUAUGACGUCAUUACAAAGUAUAAACCUGUCCAACAACCGUCUUAAAACAAUCCUUCCUAAUACAUUUAUCAACUUGCCGGAGCUAAAUGAAAUUUCCCUCCAGAACAACAAAUUGAACAAUAUUUCCAGGAAUGCUUUCCGGAAUGUGCCUUCACUCAUAGUCAUAUACUUUGACCAUAACCGCCUCAAGGAAAUACCUUACUUUGCUUUUACGCCACCAAGAAUAAAGUUUAUGCAUGCUACAAACAACAGAAUACGGGAAAUUUCAUCCAACAUUAAACGGCUGAAGGAGCUUGUUAAUCUAGAUAUUAGAAAUAACAGUUUAGACAGCGUUCAACGGGGUGUUCUGUAUUUACAUAAUCUGCAAGAGUUGCACAUCAGUUGGAACAAUUUAACAACGCUUCCAGUGGAAUUGUCUCCCCUUAUAGAAAAUGUAUCCUUCAACAUAGCACUUGGAAAUAAUCCAUGGCAUUGCGGUUGUAAUCUAAAAUGGCUUAUAUCUUGGGUAAAGAUGGGUAAUACAAAAGAGGAAAUUUUCUGCGAAACUCCCCAGUACGUGAACAUGAGCUUAUUCGAUGUUGGUGGACUUGAUUGCACAGAAUUGGUUAACACAGCUUUACAUAGAUCAGGCUACAUUGUUCUUACAGUUGUUCUCAUUCUGGUCGUCAUAACAACGUGUGCAACUUUCUUUUACCUUUGUAUUUGGAACAAAAAGGGCAAGUCAAUGAAAAGACCAAUUAGGAUGAUAGUGAAUGGGCAAUAUUAUAUACCACAAUCGGACAAUGACAGUUCCGACGUUACAACAAUAACACUAUCCCAAUCACAGUAUAUGUCUACAGAUUGUCAGAGUCCCAACAAAAAGAAUGUAAAGAAAAUACAAUUCCACGAGAAGAAUAUCACGGGGUUAUUACGACUAGGUAAACGAAUUGGUCGUGGCGCAUUUGGAGACGUGUUUGAAGGUCUAACAGCAGAAUCAAAUAGUUCAUUAUGGAAAAGAGUAGCUAUUAAAAGAAUCAGAGACAACGCAGCGUCAUAUGAUUCAGAUAAUCUUAUCACAGAAUAUCGACAUUUAACUGAUAUUGGGAAGCAUCCGAAUAUAAUACAAGUUUUCGGAAUAGGAAAACUUGAUGGAUCGUUGAUAAUGGUCAUGGAAUUAGCAGAAAACGGUGAUUUGCUGGGUCAUCUAAAAGAAAUUGAAAAAUCUAAUCAUAGAACUAUCCGAAAUAUGGACUCAUCCGAAGAAAAAUUUUAUUUCAUGAACAGGCAUCCAAGGUUGUUUGUUUACAUGUGGCAUAUUGCAAAGGGAAUGGAAUACCUUUCGAAUAUGAAGGUGGUACAUCGAGAUCUUGCAGCCAGGAAUAUAUUGUUAGCUGCCGGAAAUAUCGCUAAAUUAUCAGACUUUGGUUUGUCACGUGAUGUCUACGAAAACGGCUACUAUUAUCAAAAUUCAAAGGGAAGACUACCAUACAAAUGGAUGGGCCCUGAAACAUUAUCCAAUGGAAAAUUUACAUCAAGAAGCGAUGUCUGGUCAUAUGGUGUACUACUAUGGGAAAUAGUGACAUUGGGCAGCAGUCCGUACCCUGGCAUUCCUCCAGAUAUGCUCAUCAAUAUGUACAAAUCAAAAUACAUCAUGCCUCAGCCGCCAUUAUGUCCAGACAGCAUUUAUUCUGUAAUGAAAGAUUGUUGGAAACACAUUCCAGAGGAUAGAACAGAUUUCACUUCACUUGUUGAAAGGUUAGACAAGCUGGUCCAGACAUUUUCAAAAAAGCAAUAUAUGGAUAUUUCUUUCGACCAAGGAGGCCAGAAGGUGUCACUGGUGAACGGUGACGUAACACCAGACUGAAUAUUGGAACAAUUUACCAUUUCAAUGCAGAAGAACAAUAAAAUAUCAAUUGGAUGGAAUGGAUUUAUCAUUUUUACUUUUUUUUUCAAUGAGGCAACUUGAUUUUGAAGAAAGGAUAUUCACUUAAUUGUAAAUGCAAUCCAAUACAUACAUUAUAAUAUCAACAAAAGUGCAAAAAUAAAUGUUUCAUUAGAUAUGAACAUAAGUGUCACCUAAUUUGUUAAAGUAAUUGCAAAUAAUGGGUAUGUUACCUUGAAAUAUUAUUUUGUCUGCAAUGAUAUUUUUCAAUGACAUCUAAACAUUAAUUGGUUAUAUGGAUUGUUAUAAAUAUAUAGGAGCUAAAAGGUGUAUUAUUCGAGUACAUGAUUUAUCUGUGCAUGUAUUAAAUAAUUUUAUCAAUUCUAUUUCUUUCGGUUAUGUUUACUGCCGCGUACUCUAGCCCAUAAUACGACACAGUCUACAUGUUUUUUUUGUGUGAGAAGUGCAUGAUACAAUAAAUGCCACAUUUAAAAGGCGACCCAGGUUCUUUUACAUGCAGAUGUAGUCCCAAACACACCAACAGCUCCCGUAAAGAAUCUGGAGAAAGUGUGAUCCCUCGGAAGCAUUAAUCACAACAAAACUAAAUGAAAAUUGCUGACUUAGUUUAAUUGAGUCUUUACAUGAAGGACAAUGAAAGAAGUGUAUCAUCCAGUAAGUCAGUAUGUGCAUUUAUAUAUAAAUUGUUACAUUACACUGAUUUUUUAUUGUGCCUUUUUAUUGUAAAUCAAGAACAUUAAAUAAUAAAUGAUACUUUUCAUAACUGUUAACAGUUAGCGCAAACUGUAUUUUGUAUGAGAUAUAUUACUUUUGCGACUUCAUAGGGUAUUUGAUUUUGAACUUAUAGCAAACAUAAACCAGCCUAAUUGAUGAUAAAAUUUAUAGAUUAUUUAAGGAAUAUCAAAUUAGCCGCGUCACGACAAAACCAUCAUAAUGGGUUUGAGACCAGCAUGGAUCCAGACCAGCCUGCGCAAUUGCGCAGUCUGAUCAGAAUCCAUGCUGGUCGCUAUGAGUUUCUCUACAUGCUAUAGGGUUUGUAAGCGAAGAGCAUGGUUCCUGAUCAGACUGCGCGGAGGCGCAGGCUGGUCUGGAUCCAUGCUGGUCGCAAACCCAUUAUGUUGGUUUUGUCAUGGCGCGGCUCAUACAUUCUGAGAUAGAAUUUUUGAAGAUGCUUCUUAUGAAUCAAUUUUGAGAACAUAAAGGACAUUUACGAAAGAAACAACAAUUAUAUUCAAUAUUAUGUAUUUAUGUCAUAACAUUUUAUAACUUAAAACGAGACAUUAUUAUAGAAUUAUUUUUGUUAUUAAAUGUGCGUGAAAAUGUUAAA
Molecule: messenger RNA, 3627 nt
Organism: Ruditapes philippinarum (Manila clam)
Lineage: Eukaryota; Metazoa; Mollusca; Bivalvia; Venerida; Veneridae
Product: fibroblast growth factor receptor 2-like
Exons: 21
Coding region: 27-2264 (745 amino acids)
Biological process (GO): protein phosphorylation; positive regulation of kinase activity; cell surface receptor protein tyrosine kinase signaling pathway
Cellular component (GO): signaling receptor complex
Molecular function (GO): transmembrane receptor protein tyrosine kinase activity; protein binding; ATP binding
Source: RefSeq, a predicted model, not a curated record